This is a messenger RNA of Dipodomys ordii (Ord's kangaroo rat), 1178 nucleotides long. RefSeq names its product amino-terminal enhancer of split (gene Tle5). The coding region runs from base 1 to 948 and encodes 315 amino acids. NCBI's taxonomy places the organism in Eukaryota, Metazoa, Chordata, Mammalia, Rodentia, Heteromyidae. The transcript is spliced from 10 exons. The record is from RefSeq and is a predicted model, not a curated record. Gene Ontology annotation, biological process: regulation of DNA-templated transcription; negative regulation of canonical Wnt signaling pathway. Gene Ontology annotation, cellular component: nucleus; transcription regulator complex. Gene Ontology annotation, molecular function: protein binding; transcription corepressor activity.
AUGGCGCACAGGACAGAGCUCGUCCUGCAGCCAGCUCCUCCCCGCGCGGGCCUGCACCCUCGCCAGGCCAGCCAUGCCACCGGCGUGGGGACCCCAAGAGGGCUGGUGGUCAUGGGAUGGGGACCUGCGUCUCAUCUCCAGACCACGCGCUCCCGUCCUGCCACCCUGGCCCGGCAGCCGGGCAUCCGUCAGACGGGGACACAGGAGCUUGCAGGCUGCAGGACACAGGGGACCGCCCCGGACCCCGCCGGCCUGCCCCUCAACCCCUCCAAGACAGCCCCUGCCCUCCACCUGCCCCUGCUCUGCAGCUCCCGGAGGAACGAAGAGCCUACUGCACACUGCACGCGGGCCGAGCAUGAAUGCAGCGCCUGCUGUGAGCCAGAGAAUAAAACCGGGCUCGUGACGGCUCGGGCCGGCGUGCAUGCAGCCACUCCCACAUCCGACCCCGACCGGGCAUCACAGGGCACCUGUGUGUACACCAGGCACAAGCCAGGCAUCGAUGCACAGCCUACUGUCUACUUGCAGGUCGUGGAGCCGGCAUGGAAGUUCACCACCUCCGACUCCUGCGACCGCAUCAAGGACGAGUUCCAGCUGCUGCAGGCUCAGUACCACAGCCUGAAGCUAGAAUGUGACAAGCUGGCCAGCGAGAAGUCGGAGAUGCAGCGACACUAUGUCAUGUACUACGAGAUGUCCUAUGGCUUGAACAUCGAGAUGCACAAACAGGCCGAGAUCGUGAAGCGGCUGAACGGGAUCUGCGCCCAGGUCCUGCCUUACCUGUCUCAGGAGCACCAGCAGCAGGUUCUGGGAGCCAUCGAGAGGGCCAAGCAGGUCACCGCGCCGGAGCUGUCGCUGUCGGCGCUGGGCUCGCAGGCGCACCUGUCCAAGGAGGACAAGAACGGCCACGACGGCGACGCGCACCCCGACGACGACGGCGACAAGUCCGACUAGCGGGGCGGGACGCGGGGACGCGGGGGACACGGGGGGCGGCGGGGACACCGGGGACACCGAGGCAGGCCCAGCCCCCCCCGCACUCGGCUGGGGAGGCGAAGCCCACGGGCGGAGGUGGGGGGUCCAGGGACCCGGCACCCCGCAAUCCACACUCCCACCGCCGGGCACCGUCGGGGUCGCCCAGGGCGCCCCCACCCCAGGCCCUGCAUGGAAGCCGCGGAGCUCCCCCC